AUGAGUACCGUGUUUGAGGGAUAUGAGCGCCAAUACUGCGAGCUUUCUGCUAAUCUAUCCAAAAUUUGCACUGCAGCUGGUGCUCUUAAUGGAGAGCAAAAGAAGCAAAAACUUUCAGAAAUAAAAGCUGGAAUUGAUGAAGCAGAAGCUUUGAUACGGAAAAUGGAUCUUGAGGCAAGAAGUUUGCAGCCAAACAUUAAGGGUGUGCUUCUUGCUAAGUUGCGGGAAUACAAAUCAGAUCUGAACAAUAUUAAAAGCGAACUUAAGAAGCAUGUAUCUGGUAACAUGAACCCCUCUGCACGGGAUAUUUUGUUGGAAUCAGGCAUGGCAGAUGCUUUGACGGUAUCAGCUGAUCAAAGAGACAGAUUAAUGUUUUCAACUGAGAGGUUGAACAAGUCUGGUGACAGAAUUAAAGACAGUAGAAGAACAAUGUUGGAAACAGAGGAGCUUGGAGUAUCGAUCCUUUCAGACUUGCAUUCUCAGCGACAAUCUUUACUGCAUGCACAUGACACACUUCACGGAGUGGACGAUAACAUAGGCAAGAGCAAGAAAAUUUUGUCGAACAUGUCUAAGAGGAUGAACAAGAACAAGUGUAUUAUUAGCACCAUUGUUGUGGUCUUGGUUCUUAUUAUCGGCGUGAUUCUGUACUUUAAACUUUCAAAAUAG
Messenger RNA from Lathyrus sativus (Indian pea), 666 nucleotides. The record is from the annotation of a GenBank genome assembly. Lineage: Eukaryota; Viridiplantae; Streptophyta; Magnoliopsida; Fabales; Fabaceae.